Messenger RNA from Penicillium alfredii, 648 nucleotides. RefSeq names its product Bromodomain associated domain protein. Gene Ontology annotation, molecular function: protein heterodimerization activity. The record is from RefSeq and is a predicted model, not a curated record. NCBI's taxonomy places the organism in Eukaryota, Fungi, Ascomycota, Eurotiomycetes, Eurotiales, Aspergillaceae. The transcript has a single exon. Bases 1 to 648 code for a protein of 215 amino acids.
AUGUCCGGCUCAAACCUUCAUGGUGCUCUUCUCCGACCUCCCAUCAUCCAAAUUCUACGAGCUCACGGCUUCCACUCAACACGACCCUCUGUUCUCGAAUCGCUCUCUGACCUGACGGCACGAUACCUCAUGAUUCUCGCAUCUUCGACUGCCGCGCAUGCUGCCAAUUCCCACGCAGAAGACCCGUCACCGGUCCUCGAAGACGUUUACCAGGCUCUCCAAGACGCGGGCGCAAUACGACCACAACUACGCGAGUGGGAGGAAGAAUGGGCGGGCGAAGAAGACUUACGCGGUCUCGAAUCGGUCCUCGGCUGGAUUACUGGCCCAGCACACCGCGAGAUCCGGCGCAUUGCGGGCUUUGUUCCCAGCGAAGGCGACAUGGUUGAUCCGGACGCGAUCGAGAAAGAGGAUUAUCUGACGGCAUUGAAGAAGAAGCACAGCAAAACUGGAGAAGAGUCGCGGUAUGCAGGGACGGUCCUGGGGAAAAACGCGGAAGAGCAUCCGAUUGUCAUUGAAGGUGGCGCGCCCAGUAUCCGAGAAUGGGGUACCCAGGCUCGAACGCGUGCAUCCGAGUCGGUUGAGAGCGACACCUCAGGCGUGAGCAGCGCGCCGAGUAAUCUGUCCGAAGAGGAUGAGAUGGAGGUGUGA